This is a messenger RNA of Patiria miniata (bat star), 2758 nucleotides long. RefSeq names its product beta-catenin-like protein 1 (gene ctnnbl1). The record is from RefSeq and is a predicted model, not a curated record. The transcript is spliced from 12 exons. NCBI's taxonomy places the organism in Eukaryota, Metazoa, Echinodermata, Asteroidea, Valvatida, Asterinidae. The coding region runs from base 93 to 1790 and encodes 565 amino acids. Gene Ontology annotation, cellular component: spliceosomal complex.
GUACCUCUUCGAAUGCCGAAAUUGUGGUACCAGACUAUUUGUGUUUUUGCUGUGUUGAAAAACGAAAAACGUGAAUCAACGUUACAAAUACAAUGGAUGUUGUUGAAUUACUCUCCUUCCAGCCUGACAAGCCAAACCUGAAACGCAAGAGGGGAGCUGAAAACAACAUAAACAAUGAUGACGAAGAUGGCAACAGAGCGUCACUACCCACAAAGAUGAAGGGAUGGGAGGGGAAGGCGGAGUCAGCAACACCAGAGGGAGGAAUGACAGAUGAGGAGCGGGAGAGAAUCCUCCAAAUGGUGGAGCAAGAACCGGAGAUGCCAAGCUUAGAUGAUGCCGGCCUUCGCAAGUUGAUCCUUUCCUUUGAGAAGAAAGUGCACAGAAACCAAGAAAUGAGAAUCAAAUACCCUGACAGUCCUGAAAAAUUCAUGGAAUCAGAAGUAGAACUGAACGACACCAUUCAAGAACUUCACGUCAUCGCCACUAAUCCAGACAUGUACCACCACCUGGUUGAGCUGAACACUAUCAAAUCCCUGAUGCAGCUGGUGUCGCACGAGAACACAGACAUCUCCAUCGCGGUCAUCGACCUGCUCCAUGAGCUGACGGAUGUGGACACACUGAAUGAGAGUGAGGAUAGUGCUGGCGCCCUCGUUGAUGCACUGCUUGAUGAGCAGAUUGUUGCAACUUUGGUACAGAACAUGGACAGAUUGGACGACAGCGUGAAAGAGGAAUCAGAGGGGAUCCACAACACACUAGGUAUCAUUGAGAAUAUGACCGAGUUCCGGCCAGAGAUGUGUGGGGAGGCCGCCCAGCAGAACCUGAUGCAAUGGCUGCUCAAGAGACUCAAACCUAAGGUUCCCUUUGAAGCCAAUAAGCUGUACUGUAGCGAGAUACUAGCAAUACUACUACAAGACACAGAAGAAAACAGAGAGUUACUGGGUGAGUUGGACGGCAUCGAUACACUCCUGCAACAGCUUGCUGUGUACAAGAGACAUGAUCCAUCCAGCACAGAAGAGAACGAGAUGAUGGAGAACAUGUUCAACUGUCUGUGCUCGGCGCUCAUGUUGCCUAGCAACAAGGGGCGGUUCCUGCGGGGCGAGGGGGUGCAGCUUAUGAACCUCAUGCUCAGAGAAAAGAAGUUGUCACGCCACAGCGCCUUAAAGGUUUUGGAUCAUGCCAUGACAGGGCCAGAGGGAACCGAGAACUGCACCAAGUUCAUUGACAUCCUGGGACUACGCAGUCUGUUCCCGCUCUUCAUGAAGACCCCCAAGAUUAGGAAGAAAAGCUCCAGUCCGCAGGAACAUGAAGAACACAUCUGCUCCAUCAUGGCCGCUUUGCUGAAGAACUGUACCAGUACCCACAGACAGAGACUCAUCAACAAGUUCACGGAAAAUGACCACAUCAAAGUGGACAGGUUGAUGGAGCUUCACUUCAGCUAUCUGAACAGGGUACAAGUCUGUGACGACAGGAUAGAGAGAGAAAAGCAGAGAAGGGUCCGCGAGGGCGACAUCAUCGACGAUGACCAAGAGGACGAGUACUACCUCCGGCGUCUGGAGGCGGGUCUCUUCACCUUACAGCUGGUGGACUACAUCAUCCUGGACCUGAGCUGUAGCUCGGGGAUGCCCACUGUCAAACAGAGGGUCUUGCAGCUACUCAACAUGCACGGGGGAACCAUCGCGGCCAUACGGAACACGGUCAGAGAAUAUGCCGGCAACAUCGGAGAUGAGAACAACCAAGACACAGCCUCAGCAGAGAGAGAAAAACUCAUGACAUUGGUGGAUAAAUUCUGAGAUCCACCCAUCAAACUUUCUUCAUUUUUCCUGACUUUAUCAGUCUUGGACUGACUUGAACCGUUUUUCAGCUUCAUCCAAAACCUGAGGCGCAACUCUCAAUGCAAAACUAUUGGGAACCCGCUAAAGACUUAUUAGCUUCAUGUGUAUGAUAUGAUGUUACCAUGUCGGAAAGCGUGCCCAUUAUGAGACAGUGUCUGGUUUUCGAAGUCAAACGGACACACAUUGAGCCAGAGUCCUCAUAGUCACCCGUCUAAAUCAGCUGGAUCCAAAGCUGUCGAUGAAGCCAUUGUUUCUGGAAAGGCCUGAACUUGGGGAUUUCUGUCGCUUGUUUCUGGCACCAAAUUUAAUGUUUUGAGACUUUUAACAUUGAAAGACUCACAGCACAUGACCAGACUAUAAUGAUAACUAUCCCAAACAAUAAUGAGAACUAUCCCAAACAAUGUUCCUGAAUGGUUUCCAGACUAUUGUCUUCUUACAGAGGUGUACUAGUACUUUGAACCAAGUGCAACAUUCAGAUUUUUGUUGUGGGAUUCACAUUGGUAGAACUUUGUCGUAAAGUUUUAUUUUUUUUGCGAUAACAAUAGCAUUUCGACCCCCCCCCCACUCGAAUCCGUGCCUGUAACUGCCUGCAUUUUGUUCUUUUUAUGCACCAGACAUCUCAUGUCCUAUAUACAUGUAUAAGCAUGUCUGUAAUAUUUGAAAAUUCCCUCCCAGUUUUUGAAAUAAAAAAUGGCUUGUCAGCAAUUUUUACAAAUAAUUUUCCUGAAGUCUGUGUUGCUUGGUGUUGCUUUGAGUGUUAUCUUGAACAAAAUCUAGGGAAUUAUCAAGUAAAUUCCCUUCACCCCUGCACCAAACACACUUGUCCCAGGUAUUCAUUAUUAUUUUGUCAAGUAUUUGUGUGCAUUUUUUUUGUUGAAAAAAUAUCAAUAACUACAUUACUUUGCUAUUAAACUUAACUGAAAUUG